Messenger RNA from Erinaceus europaeus (western European hedgehog), 500 nucleotides. Its product is annotated as histone H2A type 2-C-like. NCBI's taxonomy places the organism in Eukaryota, Metazoa, Chordata, Mammalia, Eulipotyphla, Erinaceidae. The transcript has a single exon. Gene Ontology annotation, cellular component: nucleosome. The record is from RefSeq and is a predicted model, not a curated record. Bases 67 to 450 code for a protein of 127 amino acids. Gene Ontology annotation, molecular function: DNA binding; protein heterodimerization activity; structural constituent of chromatin.
AACUGUUUGCUUUUAGUCACUAAGCUCAUCUGUUUCUUUUCCGCCCGUGUCUUUUUGCAUCUAGACAUGUCCGGACGAGGCAAGCAAGGAGGCAAGGCUCGCGCCAAAGCCAAGACCCGCUCCUCCCGGGCCGGCCUGCAGUUCCCGGUGGGCCGAGUGCACCGCCUGCUCCGCAAGGGCAACUACUCGGAGCGCGUCGGAGCCGGCGCCCCUGUGUACCUGGCGGCGGUGCUGGAGUACCUGACGGCCGAGAUCCUGGAGCUGGCGGGCAACGCGGCCCGCGACAACAAGAAGACCCGCAUCAUCCCGCGCCACUUGCAGCUGGCCAUCCGCAACGACGAGGAGCUCAACAAGCUGCUGGGGAAAGUCACCAUCGCUCAGGGUGGUGUCUUGCCCAACAUCCAGGCCGUGUUGCUGCCUAAGAAAACUGAGAGCCACAAGGCUAAAUAAGGAACCAGCUUUGUCAAGUAUGACAAAAGGCUCUUUUUAGAGCCACAUUA